AUGAUCAUCACGAUCGGCGAUUUGUGCUAUCGGUUCCCCAACUUAUUGGAGCAAUGGACGUCUCGGAUUUACGGCGUGCUGCGCGAUGAAUCCGAACUGGUUCGCUCGAAUGCUCUUUCUGUGAUUUCGCAUUUGAUUUUGAACGAUAUGAUUCGCGUGAAGGGGCAGAUUAGCUAUCUGGUUGUGCUGCUGGAGGAUCCGUCGAAACAUAUUCAAGGUCUCGCGCGAGUUUUCUUUAUGGAAUGGGGAAAACGUGGAAGCAAUCCGGUGUAUAAUGUCUUGCCCGAAUGCAUUUCGUCGCUUCUGGAAAUGUCGGAAGUGGAUUACGAAAAGUUCACGCGAUUGAUUAAGUUCUUGCUUCGCUUUGUAGACAAGGAGAAACAGCAGGACCAAUUAGUAGAUAAACUGCUGCAGCGAUUCCAAUUCACGACCGAUCCAUACAAGUGGAAAUGUCUGGCUUUCUGCCUGUCUGCUCUUCCGAUUACGUCGAAUACGUGCGAAAAGUAUUUGCUACAUCGGAGGUAUUUGAAGGAUCCGCUUCAUAACAGGGAAGUGUAUGAGAUUGUCGAGCAGAUCAUUACAAAGGUGAGGCUUUGGAUUGAUUUGGUUUGGCUUAUGGGUAGUUGA
This is a messenger RNA of Blastocystis hominis, 627 nucleotides long. RefSeq lists its product as hypothetical. Bases 1 to 627 code for a protein of 208 amino acids. The record is from RefSeq and is a predicted model, not a curated record. The transcript has 3 exons. Gene Ontology annotation, cellular component: condensed chromosome, centromeric region. NCBI's taxonomy places the organism in Eukaryota, Bigyra, Opalinata, Blastocystidae. Gene Ontology annotation, biological process: mitotic chromosome condensation; meiotic chromosome condensation. Gene Ontology annotation, molecular function: histone binding.